UGUAAUCGAGUACCGUAUCAUUGAUUCCAACAUGGCGGAUCCCAAACAAGCGAACCAGAAAAGUGUUAAAAUAGCUGCUGGUGCAGUGGUGUGUGUGGAGAGUGAAAUAAGAGGAGAUGUUACCAUCGGGCCGAGGACAGUGAUCCACCCGAAAGCCCGGAUUAUUGCAGAUGCCGGUCCCAUCAUCAUAGGAGAAGGAAACCUGAUAGAAGAACAAGCUCUCAUCAUUAACGGUUAUCCUGAAAACAUUAUGCCUGAUUCAGAGGGAUAUGAACCGAAGACCAUGACAAUAGGCACCAACAAUGUUUUCGAAGUCGGCUGUGUCUCCCAGGCGAUGAAAAUCGGAGACAACAAUGUCAUCGAAUCGAAAGCCGACGUAGGCCGGAACGUGAUCCUGACGAGCGGCUGCAUCAUUGGCGCGUGCUGUCGGCUUAACACGUGCGAGGAGAUUCCAGAGAACACCGUCAUCUAUAGCUCCAACUGCAUGAGGAGAGUACAGACCGAGAGGCCACAGCCCCAGACUCUGCAGCUGGACUUCCUAAUGAAGAUUUUACCCAACUAUCACCACCUGAAAAAGACGCAGAAGGCUAACCCGACUCCUGCACGGCCCUGAGAUCAUUCCACACCACAGCUUUGCUCUUAUAUGCGCAAAAAAAAAUAAUAAUACAGAUAAUCUGUGCUAACUGCCAGCACUUUGGCGUUUCCUUUUUUCUAUUUGUCUAACUUCAUUUGUUUUAAUCCUCAGUCAAAAAGACUAUUGAUUAUGUGUUGUCUUGUAUUCAGCCCGGAUUAUUUAUUGUUGUAUGAUAUUAAAGGCUUUAUCAUCUA
Messenger RNA from Clarias gariepinus (North African catfish), 828 nucleotides. RefSeq names its product dynactin subunit 6 (gene dctn6). Gene Ontology annotation, cellular component: dynactin complex. Gene Ontology annotation, molecular function: dynein complex binding. The coding region runs from base 32 to 613 and encodes 193 amino acids. The record is from RefSeq and is a predicted model, not a curated record. Gene Ontology annotation, biological process: mitotic spindle organization. NCBI's taxonomy places the organism in Eukaryota, Metazoa, Chordata, Actinopteri, Siluriformes, Clariidae. The transcript has 7 exons.